Molecule: messenger RNA, 2308 nt
Organism: Sinocyclocheilus anshuiensis
Lineage: Eukaryota; Metazoa; Chordata; Actinopteri; Cypriniformes; Cyprinidae
Product: lysophosphatidic acid receptor 6-like
Exons: 3
Coding region: 599-1642 (347 amino acids)
Biological process (GO): positive regulation of Rho protein signal transduction; phospholipase C-activating G protein-coupled receptor signaling pathway
Cellular component (GO): plasma membrane
Molecular function (GO): lysophosphatidic acid receptor activity
Source: RefSeq, a predicted model, not a curated record
CUGAACAGCAGGUUGGGUUCUAAAAGCCUCACAUGUCUACAACAAAGUGACAGGCUAUGACUAAGAUCUCAACGAGACAAAGAUGAUCACGCCUCAAAUCACACAGCGAUGGGAAGCCAAUUAAAGGAACAAGAAACUGAAAUGAAACCAGGCUGGUUGGUGGAAAUGUCACGCCACUCUUCUUCGUGAAGAACAUCAUCAACCGUGUAUGGAUCCUUCUUUCAUGAAAGGCUCAAGACUGAGGUCAAGAAUCUUCUGAGCAAUUUGGAACUGUGGAUAUGAAGAACAAACAUCUAAAAAUCAACUUCCUGUGCCGGUAAACAAGGCGGCUAUUUAUUCAACCACACACAAAGCAUCCACCAUGCCUUGUUGAGAGGAAAAAGAAGGUAAACUGAUGUGGUUUGCUCAUGCAAAUGCUUGCGUGCGCUUUUUGCACUUUGACAGUAGGAUUACGCAACAUCUGAGUGGUAAGAAGCUCCUUCUGGCAGCUUUGUGAAAUGUAUACACACUGAAUUUGUAUACCUUUUCAUGGAAUUUCAUGUUUUGGUUCUGACCUUUAAAAGCGCUGACUGACUCCUUUUAAGCCAAACUCUAAUCGAUGACAAUGACCGAGAACAAUUCAAACACAAACUGCACCAAAGAUGACUUUAAAUAUGUGUUAUACAGCUCCGUUUUCAGUAUUGUCUUUAUUCUUGGGUUGCUCUUCAACAUGGUGGCCUUGUACAUUUUUGUUUGCAGAUUGAAAAUGCGCAACGAGACCACAACAUACAUGCUGAACCUUGUGGUCUCAGACACCCUCUUCGUCUUCAGCUUGCCUUUCAGGACGUUCUACUUUAUUAACCGUCAGUGGCCUUUCGGCGAUGCUCUCUGCAAAAUCUCAGUGGCCUUGUUCUACACCAACAUGUAUGGCAGCAUCCUCUUCCUCACGUGCAUCAGCAUGGACCGCUUCCUGGCGAUCGUUUACCCCUUCGCGUCGAGAACGUUGAGGACCAAGCGCAACGCUAAAAUCUCCUGCUGUGUGAUCUGGGUGGUUCUGCUGUCGGGAGGCCUAACCGCAAGUUUCGUAAUGGACACCACUUCGUAUACAAACAACAAAACGUACUGUUUUGAAAACUACUCAAACUCCCAGUGGAAGUCCAAGGUAUCGAAAGUCGUGGUGUUUAUGGAAACUGUGGGCUUCCUGAUUCCACUGAUGAUCAACUUUAUCUGCUCCAUGAGGGUCCUACAGACCUUACGACACCCAGAGAGCAUCAGUCGCGGAGGGCAGUUGAAAAAGGCUAAGAUAUUGCGUAUGAUUGUGGUGCACUUGCUAAUUUUCUGUUUUUGCUUCAUUCCGUACAAUGUCAAUCUGGUCUUCUACACACUGGUCCGAAGUCAGGUUAUUACACACUGCACUGUGGAGUCAGUGGUCCGGACAAUUUAUCCAAUUGCAUUUUGCGUUGCCGUAACCAACUGUUGCUUUGACCCAGUGAUCUAUUACUUCACCUCCGAGACGAUUCAGAACUCUAUUAAACGGAAGUCUUACGCUGUCCGCAAAAACACGCUAAACGACACAAUCGACAACAGAGUUAACAGAAAUGAUUCCAUAAAUAAAAUCACAUCUCUUAAAGUUAAAUUCAUCAUUGAAGAGUCUACAAUAUAACCAAAGUCCAGGCAUAAAUUGUUUUUUAUACCCAUUUUAUAAUAAAUUCUUAUCUGACAUACUCUGCCAAUGUUAGCAAUUGGUUGGCAGAGGAAAUAUUGACUGAUAACCAACUGAAGACUGCUGAACUUGCAGAAGUAUGAAGUUUGAGUAUCAUCUUGGUGCUAGAAUGGAUGCGUGUUUACAGGCUUAACUCAACUACCAUUUUCUUUAAUGGAUUAUUGAACCUGUAAUUGUAUAAGAACUGUAUAUGACUGAGACCUGACCAAGAAAAAUCAGUAUUUCUGUACAAAGUGCUUCAUUUCAAGACAAACAACAGAUUAAAUAAGCCUUAAACUUUCUUGCUUUACAUUGAAAAAGUCUAAAUGUAUCAUGAAUUAAUAAUGAAUAUUUUUUUACAGCAUUUAAUAAUCCAGGUUCAUUUAUUUUAUAAAUAACUAUAAGUUAAUUCAUGCUCGUUUAAAAUACCCUUAAUUUAUACAAAAUGUAUAGAAAUUAAAUUAAAUGCUGUUGUUCAUUGUUUUUUCAUAUAAGCUACUGAAUUAACUAAACAUUAAUUGAACCUUAUUGUAAAGUGUUACUAUCUAAACAAAGUUCAAAUGUAUUUUGUUUUACAUUUCAAUGUAUUCAUGCAAUAAACCUCUAGUUUAUUGCAUAAAUACAUUG